Messenger RNA from Sebastes umbrosus (honeycomb rockfish), 8577 nucleotides. It is a transcript of the gene mtor, whose product is annotated as mechanistic target of rapamycin kinase. The transcript has 60 exons. Gene Ontology annotation, biological process: negative regulation of macroautophagy; protein phosphorylation; TOR signaling. The record is from RefSeq and is a predicted model, not a curated record. Gene Ontology annotation, molecular function: protein binding; protein serine/threonine kinase activity; protein-containing complex binding. NCBI's taxonomy places the organism in Eukaryota, Metazoa, Chordata, Actinopteri, Perciformes, Sebastidae. The coding region runs from base 201 to 8027 and encodes 2608 amino acids. Gene Ontology annotation, cellular component: nucleus; TORC2 complex; TORC1 complex.
GACUCUCGUGAAGCGUGCUGACCGUACCCUACAGGAGACGGUCACAAUCAACUCAACUCAACCGACUCAACACACCGAAACCACCGCUGGCUAACGUUUCCCGGUGCUAGCCAGAUAGACGUGCAAUGAGAGAUAUUCUGCAAGAGCCGAAUAACAACUAAGUGGCCGUCAUAAUAGCAGAAACACAUUAGGCCAUCCAAAUGGUGAUCAUGUCAGGCACAGCCACUGUGCUGCAACAGUUUGUCAGCGGGCUGAAGAGUCGAAAUGAAGACACCAGAGCGAAAUCUGCCAAAGAUCUGCAGCACUAUGUGACAACAGAGCUCAGAGAGUUAAGCCAAGAUGAAGCCACUACAUUCUACGAUGAGUUAAACCACCACAUAUUUGAGCUGGUAUCCAGCUCUGAUGUGAAUGAGAAGAAAGGAGGGAUUCUCGCCAUUGUGAGUCUGAUUGGAGUCGAGGGAGGCAAUGCCACCAGGAUCAGCCGCUUUGCCAAUUACCUGCGCAACCUGCUCCCCUCCAGCGACCCUGUGGUGAUGGAGAUGGCCUCCAAAGCCAUGGGCCACCUGUCUAUGGCAGGGGACACCUUUACUGCAGAGUAUGUGGAGUUUGAGGUGAAGAGGGCCCUGGAGUGGCUGGGAGCAGACAGAAACGAAGGCAGACGCCAUGCUGCAGUGUUGGUACUGAGGGAGCUGGCUGUGAGCGCGCCCACCUUCUUCUUUCAGCAAGUGCAGCCUUUCUUCGACAACGUCUUUUACGCAGUAUGGGACCCCAAGCAGGCCAUCCGAGAAGGGGCUGUAUCUGCACUGCGAGCCUGUCUCAUCCUGACCACACAGAGGGAGACCAAGGAAAUGCAGAAACCACAGUGGUACAAACAAACCUUCGAGGAGGCAGAGAAAGGCUUCGAUGAGACUCUGGCCAAAGAGAAAGGGAUGAAUCGUGACGACAGAGUCCACGGCGCUCUUCUGAUCCUGAAUGAGCUGGUUCGCAUCAGCAGCAUGGAGGGAGAGCGCAUGCGUGAGGAGAUGGAGGAGAUCACCCAGCAGCAGCUGGUCCAUGAUAAGUACUGCAAGGAGAUGAUGGGAUUUGGAGCCAAGCCCCGACACAUCACCCCCUUCACCAGCUUCCAGUCGGUGCAGCCGCAGCAGUCAAACGCCCUCCUGGGUCUGCUGGGCUACAGCACGCCGCAGGGCUUCCUCAGCUUCGGAGCCACGCCGGCACCCGCCAAGAGCUCGCUGGUCGAGAGUCGAUACUGCCGUGAGCUGAUGGAGGAGCGAUUCGACCAGGUGUGUCGGUGGGUGCUGAAAUACAGGACCAGUAAAAACCCUCUAAUCCAGAUGACCAUCCUUAACCUGCUUCCACGCCUGGCUGCCUUCCAGCCACAUACCUUCACAGACCAGUACCUGUCAGACACUAUGGGCUACCUGCUGGCCUGUCUGAAGAAGGAGAAGGAGAGGACGGCAGCUUUCCAGGCUCUAGGGCUGCUGGUAGUGGCCGUCAGAGCAGAAAUCCAACCGUACCUCACGAAGGUCCUUGAGAUCAUCAAGGCUGCCCUGCCACCCAAGGACUUUGCACACAAGAGGCAGAAGACCAUGCAGGUGGACGCCACAGUGUUCACCUGUAUCAGCAUGCUGUCCAGAGCCAUGGGUCCCAGCAUCCAGCCAGACAUCAAGGAGCUGCUGGAGCCUAUGCUGGCUGUGGGUCUCAGUCCUGCGCUGACAGCAGUGCUGUACGACCUGAGCCGUCAGAUCCCCCAGUUGAAGAAGGACAUCCAGGACGGCCUGCUGAAGAUGCUUUCCCUGGUGUUGAUGCACAAGCCCCUGCGUCACCCCGGCAUGCCCAAAGGCCUGGCUCAUCAGCUGGCCUCACCGAGCCUCACAAACAUCCCCGAGGCCAGUGACGUAGGCAGCAUCACACUGGCCCUUCGCACACUGGGAAGCUUUGAGUUUGAAGGACACUCCCUCACCCAGUUUGUGCGCCACUGUGCUGAUCACUUCCUGAACAGUGAACACAAGGAAAUCCGGAUGGAGGCAGCUCGGACCUGCUCGCGCCUCCUUACCCCCUCCAUUCACCUGAUCAGCGGCCACGUUGUUAGCCAGACGGCUGUACAGGUUGUUGCAGAUGUGCUCAGCAAGCUGUUAGUUGUUGGCAUCACCGACCCAGAUCCAGACAUUCGGUACUGUGUGCUGGCAUCUCUAGAUGAGCGUUUCGACGCUCACCUCGCCCAGGCUGAGAACUUGCAGGCGCUGUUUGUUGCACUGAACGACGAGGUGUUUGAGAUCAGAGAGCUGGCCAUCUGCACAAUCGGACGCCUCAGCAGCAUGAACCCGGCCUUCGUCAUGCCCUUCCUACGCAAGAUGCUCAUCCAGAUCUUAACAGAGUUGGAGCACAGUGGUGUCGGCAGGAACAAAGAGCAGAGCGCCCGUAUGCUUGGUCAUCUAGUCUCCAACGCCCCCCGCCUCAUACGGCCGUAUAUGGAGCCCAUCCUCAAGGCUCUCAUCCUCAAGCUGAAAGACCCAGACCCUAACCCUGGAGUGGUCAUUAGUGUGCUUGCGACCAUCGGCGAGUUGGCCCAGGUGGUUCGAUGGCCCCCACAGAGGAGUCAGGAAAGCACAGUUAAAGGCAGGCAGACUCGGCAGUUCAGACAGAGUGAAGGAGAGGCUCAGGUAGACCAAGUGUUUACGGUUGACUCAGUGCAGGAAGAGGCAGCAGCCCAGCUGCUCAGGAACCAGCGCAGGAAGAUGCAAGAAAAUGUGAGUGGCCUGGAGAUGAGGAAGUGGAUGGACGAGCUUUUUCCAAUCAUCAUGGACAUGCUGCAGGACUCCUCCUCGCUGGCCAAACGACAGGUGGCGCUGUGGACUCUGGGCCAGCAGGUGGCUAGUACAGGUUAUGUGGUGGAGCCCUACCGCAAGUACCCCUCCCUCCUGGAGGUGCUGCUCAACUUCCUCAAGACGGAGCAAAACCAGGGCAUCAGGAGAGAGGCUAUCCGUGUACUGGGUCUCCUCGGAGCUCUGGACCCCUACAAGCACAAGGUGAACAUUGGCAUGAUUGACCAAUCGCGAGACGCCUCCGCCGUCAGUCUCUCCGAGUCCAAGUCCAGUCAGGACUCAGCCGAUUACAGCACCAGUGAGAUGCUAGUGAACAUGGGCAACCUGCCCUUGGAUGAGUUUUACCCCGCCGUGGCAAUCGUCACGCUGAUGCGCAUCCUGAGAGACCCUUCGCUCUCCAACCACCACACUAUGGUGGUCCAAGCAGUCACCUUCAUCUUCAAGUCUCUGGGCCUCAAGUGCGUCCAGUUCCUGCCGCAGGUCAUGCCCACUUUCCUCAACGUCAUCCGGGUCUGUGAUGCCAGUAUCCGAGAGUUCCUCUUCCAGCAGAUGGGAAUGGUGGUGUGCUUUGUGAAGAUCCACAUCCGCCCUUACAUGGACGACAUCUUCACCCUCAUCAGAGAGUACUGGACGCCAAACAACCCCAUGCAGAACACCAUCAUCCUUCUGAUCGAGCAGAUCGUGGUGGCGCUGGGCGGAGAGUUCAAGCUCUACCUGCCUCAGCUUAUCCCACACAUGCUGCGUGUCUUCAUGCAUGACAACAGCACCGGACGCAGCGUCACCAUCAAGAUGCUCAACGCCAUCCAGCUGUUCGGUGCCAACCUAGACGACUACCUGCACUUGCUGCUGCCUCCCAUUGUCAAGCUGUUUGAUGCCAAUGAUGUACCGCUGCAGGCCCGCAAGGUUGCCUUGGAGACACUGGACCGGCUGACAGAGUCCCUGGACUUCACCGACUACGCUUCACGCAUUAUCCACCCGAUUGUUCGGACACUUGACAGCACGCCUGAGCUGCGCCCCACCUCUAUGGACACCCUGUCCUCGCUGGUGUUCCAGUUGGGGAAAAAGUACCAGAUCUUCAUCCCCAUGGUGAAUAAAGUGAUGCUGAAGCACAGGAUCAACCACCAGCGCUAUGACAUACUCAUAUGUCGCAUCGUUAAGGGCUACACUCUGGCUGAGGAGGAAGAGGACCCUCUAAUCUUCCAACAUCGCCAGCAUCGUGGUAACCAAGGCGACACUCUGGUCAGUGGGCCGGUGGAGGCGGGGCCUAUGAAGAAGCUUCACGUCAGCACGACCGCACUUCAGAAGGCUUGGGGUGCUGCCAGGAAGGUGUCCAAAGACGACUGGCUGGAAUGGCUGAGGCGCUUGAGCGUCGUCCUGCUCAAGGAGUCGUCCUCUCCAGCGCUGCGGUCAUGCUGGUCACUGGCCCAAACCUACAUCCCUCUCGCCAGGGACCUGUUCAAUGCCGCCUUCCUGUCUUGUUGGUCUGAGCUGAGUGAGGACCAGCAGGAUGAGCUCAUCCGCAGCAUCGAGCUAGCUCUCACCUCCCAGGACAUCGCAGAGGUCACACAGACUCUGCUCAACCUGGCAGAAUUCAUGGAGCACAGUGACAAGGGCCCUCUGCCCCUCAGAGAUGAUAACGGCAUCGUGCUGCUUGGUGAGAGAGCUGCAAAGUGUCGUGCCUACGCCAAGGCUCUGCACUACAAAGAGCUGGAGUUUCAGAAAGGGCCUUCUCCUCUCAUCCUGGAGGCUCUUAUCAGCAUCAACAAUAAACUGCAGCAGCCAGAAGCCGCAUCUGGGGUGCUGGAGUACGCCAUGAAGCAUUUUGGUGAACUGGAAAUCCAAGCCACUUGGUAUGAGAAGCUCCAUGAGUGGGAGGACGCCCUGGUAGCGUACGACAAGAAGAUCGACAUGAACAAAGAGGAUCCAGAGCUCAUCCUGGGCAGAAUGCGCUGCUUAGAGGCCCUGGGAGAAUGGGGCCAGUUGCAUCAGCAGUGCUGUGAGGAGUGGACGUUGGUGAGUGAGGAAACCCAGGCCAAGAUGGCUCGUAUGGCAGCUGCCGCCGCCUGGGGUCUAGGGCACUGGGACAGCAUGGAGGAGUACACGUGUAUGAUCCCAAGAGACACACAUGAUGGCGCUUUUUAUAGAGCCGUGCUAGCCUUGCAUCAGGACCUCUUCUCAUUGGCCCAGCAGUGUAUUGACAAAGCGAGAGACCUCCUGGAUGCUGAGCUGACGGCCAUGGCUGGAGAGAGCUACAGUCGAGCCUACGGGGCCAUGGUGUCUUGCCAGAUGCUGUCGGAGCUAGAGGAGGUGAUCCAGUAUAAGCUGGUGCCAGAGAGGAGGGACAUCAUCAGGGAAACAUGGUGGGAGAGGCUUCAGGGUUGUCAGUGUAUCGUAGAGGACUGGCAAAGGAUCCUGAUGGUCCGAUCGCUCGUCAUCAGCCCCCACGAGGACAUGAGGACCUGGUUGAAGUACGCCAGCCUCUGCGGCAAGAGCGGGCGCCUGGAGGAAUACAUCCGAGCUGAUUUAAAUCAGUCUUGUCAAACGGAAAAGGGAAGUGGAGCUCUGACGAAGGCCCUGGCUCAUAAGACCCUGGUGCUCCUUCUGGGGGUGGACCCCUCCAAGCAACUCGAUCACCCGCUGCCCACAGCCCACCCGCACGUCACCUACGCCUAUAUGAAGUACAUGUGGAAGAGUGCCCGCAAGAUUGAUGCCUUCCAGCACAUGCAGCACUUUGUGCAAGGGAUGCAGCAGCAAGCUCAGCACGCCAUUGCAGCCGAGGACCAACAGCAUAAGCAGGAGCUCCACAAACUCAUGGCCAGAUGUUUCUUGAAGCUGGGGGAGUGGCAGCUCAGUCUACAGGGCAUCAACGAGAGCACCAUCCCCAAGGUUCUGCAGUAUUACAGCCAUUCCACUGAGCAUGACCGCAACUGGUACAAGGCCUGGCAUGCCUGGGCGGUAAUGAACUUUGAGGCGGUGCUGCACUACAAACACCAGAACCAAGGACGGGACGAGAAGAAGAAGCUGCGACACGCCAGUGGUGCCAGCGCUAAUAGUGAAGCCAGCAACAGUGACAGCGAGGUUGACAGCACCGACCACAGUCCUGUACCUUCACCGGGCCAGAAAAAGGCCAGUGAGCCUCCGUUGUUUGCUGGCCCUCCACAGGACCUCUCGAAGACGUUGCUCAUGUACACAGUUCCUGCUGUUCAAGGUUUCUUCCGCUCCAUCUCCCUGUCCAGAGGCAAUAACCUGCAGGACACACUCAGGGUUCUGACUUUAUGGUUUGACUACGGUCACUGGCCUGAAGUGAACGAAGCCCUGGUGGAGGGUAUCAAGACCAUUCAAAUAGACACCUGGCUACAGGUGAUCCCUCAGCUCAUAGCUCGGAUCGACACCCCUCGAGCCCUGGUGGGUCGCCUCAUUCACCAGCUGCUAACAGACAUUGGACGGUAUCAUCCCCAAGCUUUGAUCUACCCGCUGACUGUGGCCUCCAAGUCCACCACCACAGCCCGCCACAAUGCUGCUAACAAGAUCCUGAAGAACAUGUGUGAGCACUGCAACGCUCUGGUUCAGCAGGCCAUCAUGGUGAGUGAAGAACUUAUCCGAGUGGCCAUCUUGUGGCACGAGAUGUGGCACGAGGGCCUCGAAGAGGCUUCCCGUCUUUACUUCGGCGAGCGCAACGUCAAGGGCAUGUUUGCUGUGCUGGAGCCUCUUCAUGCCAUGAUGGAGAGGGGACCACAGACCCUCAAAGAGACAUCCUUUAACCAGGCUUACGGCAGGGACUUGAUGGAGGCUCAGGACUGGUGCAGGAAGUACAUGCGCUCUGGAAACGUUAAAGACCUGACCCAGGCCUGGGACCUCUACUACCAUGUGUUCAGACGCAUCUCCAAACAGCUGCCACAGCUGACAUCCCUGGAGCUACAAUACGUGUCUCCGAAGCUGCUGAUGUGCCGCGACCUGGAGCUGGCUGUACCAGGCACCUACGACCCCAACCAGCCUAUCAUCCGCAUCCAGUCCAUCGCCGCUUCCCUGCAGGUCAUCACCUCCAAACAGCGCCCACGAAAGCUCACCAUCAUGGGCAGCAACGGCCAUGAGUUCAUGUUCCUGUUGAAGGGCCACGAGGACCUGAGGCAGGACGAGAGAGUCAUGCAGCUGUUCGGUCUGGUCAACACACUGCUGGCCAACGACCCCGCGUCCUUGCGCAAGAACCUCAGCAUUCAGCGCUACGCAGUGAUCCCCCUGUCCACCAACUCAGGCCUGAUUGGAUGGGUGCCCCACUGUGACACCCUGCACGCCCUCAUCAGAGACUACAGAGAGAAGAAAAAGAUUCUGCUCAACAUCGAACAUCGCAUCAUGCUCAGGAUGGCCCCAGACUACGACCACCUGACGCUGAUGGAGAAGGUGGAGGUGUUCGAGCAUGCCGUCAACAACACGGCCGGAGACGACCUGGCCAAGCUCUUGUGGCUGAAGAGCCCCAGCUCUGAGGUGUGGUUCGAUAGGAGGACCAAUUACACCCGCUCCCUAGCUGUGAUGUCCAUGGUGGGCUACAUCCUCGGACUGGGUGACAGGCAUCCAUCCAACCUGAUGUUAGACCGGUUAAGCGGCAAGAUCCUCCACAUUGACUUUGGAGACUGUUUUGAGGUCGCCAUGACCAGAGAGAAGUUCCCUGAGAAGAUCCCGUUCAGACUGACGAGGAUGCUGACCAACGCCAUGGAGGUGACAGGCCUGGACGGUAACUACCGGAUCACCUGCCACACUGUGAUGGAGGUGCUGAGGGAGCACCGGGACAGUGUCAUGGCCGUGCUGGAGGCCUUCGUCUACGACCCGCUGCUCAACUGGAGGCUCAUGGACACAAACACCAAAGGCAACAAGCGUUCCCGCACCAGGACCGACUCGUACACCGCUGGCCAGUCAGUGGAGGCUCUCGAGGGAAUAGACCUUGGAGAGACCACGACGCACAAGAAGCCUGGGACCACAGUGCCUGAAUCCAUCCACUCCUUCAUUGGAGACGGCUUGGUACAACCUGAGGCACUCAACAAGAAAGCCAUUCAGAUCAUCAACAGAGUGAGGGACAAACUCACAGGUCGAGACUUUUCUCACGACGAGACACUGGACGUGCCAACACAAGUGGAGCUCCUCAUCAAGCAAGCCACAUCACAUGAGAACCUGUGCCAGUGCUACAUCGGAUGGUGUCCAUUUUGGUGAAGAACCGUCUCCGGCAGACAAAGUUACACUUGACAUUUUUUCUCACCGGUAAAACCAAGAAGAAGCACUCGACUCAAAGAGGUAUCCACUGAAAAAAAAGUACUUCAGCCACAGUGCAGAGCCUUCGAGAAAGAUAUGUUUGUUUUGUUAUUGUCGUAGAAUUAUCUUAUUUUCCAGUGGUAUAUUUUAAGGUUACGAGAAGUAGCUCAGUUUUUACCUAAUUACAUAAUACAUAAUUUAUCAAACUGUCGUCAUUGCUUCAAAAUGACUCUCCUCGCUUUGAAUCACUCGCUAAAAGCUUUCUACGGUGGCCAUAUUGUAAUAAGUUAUGACAUUUUCUUACUUCACACACUGUAUUAAAACCCCACCACCAGUCUGUUGUGUCAUUGUGUAUUAAUGUGACAGAUAUAAAUAACAUGGUAUGCCUUUAAACUAAGUUCUUUUAAAGUUUACUCAUGACAAGAUAUAAGUAAUAUUUGAUUUGAGAUGAUCAUAAUGUACUGUAUGGGCAUUUUGUGUGCCAUUAAACCCUGUACAGAUACCACUGUGA